Molecule: messenger RNA, 1667 nt
Organism: Xiphias gladius (swordfish)
Lineage: Eukaryota; Metazoa; Chordata; Actinopteri; Istiophoriformes; Xiphiidae
Product: SLAM family member 9-like
Exons: 2
Coding region: 459-1127 (222 amino acids)
Source: RefSeq, a predicted model, not a curated record
GACUACAAACUGCAGCAUCGCUCUCACAGAUUCUUCAGCUUCUGAUCGCUCUGCUCAAUUGUUCUGGAAACUGAAAAUUUGACCUGAAGAUGGCGCCGCACCACAAGCCAGAGGGAUCACCAGAGUUAUUACAACUCACCCCGUCUGAACCACAUUUCAUGGUGAUUCAUUCAAGUGGAAUGUGACAAGAAGAACUGACAUGCUCUUGUGAAGCUCAAAAACUACUGUUGUGAUUGGCUGGUCACACCAAGGGGAGGGGGGCGUUCAGAUUGGCUUCUUCCAAUAGUGCAAUUGUAUCCCAUUACAUUGGUAAGCUGAGGAGUAUCAGUUUCUACUAAACCCUUCUCGUUUUCACAGAAAAGGGAAUAAACAUCUGCGAAACUGCUGAAGUGAGAAGAAUGAACAUUUCUCCUUUUUGCUGAUUUGUCGUUCUGUUGCUCCUGUACUGAUCUGCGGACAUGGAGAAACGGGUUUUUACGUGUUUUCGUCUCCUCUCGGUGCUGUUGCUGAACUCCGCUUCGGCCCAAAAUACAAAUGUGUUCUUCCCGGAAGGCGGAACCCUCAACUUGAGUCUUCCCGUCUCUGAGGCUUUAUCCAGCGUCCUGUGGAAACAUAACGGCAAUCUGGUGGUUGAAAUGGUGAAUUCUGACCUCGAAUACUACGGCAGGUUUGAAAACCGCACAACCCUGAACCAAAACACUGGACGUUUGGAAAUAAAAAACAUAACUGAAGCUGACUCGGGGUCGUAUUCGGUGGAGAUCAACAACAAGGUCCAGAGCCAAGGUUAUGAUGUUACAGUACUCAAGAAAGUGCCCAAGCCUGAAGUGGUGGUGAGACCACUGACGUGUGCGCCUGCCCUGGAACGAUGCUCCCUGAGCUGUGAAGGAGACACCAGGGGGGAUGGAACUGUCACCUACAGCUGGAAGCAGGGAGAUGGAGAGUGGAAGCAGGAGGAACGGAGCAUUACCAUCGCGAACAGUGAGGAAAUAAAAGGAGUAAAAACGUUCUCCUGCCGGAUGAACAACCCAGUCAGUGAGGCAGAGAGUGAACCCCACCAGAAUCCACUCUUUCAAGACGAAACUCUUUUCUCGCCCGGAGGCUUGAACCUUGUCAAACAAAAAGGGUAAAACAGGAAAAAAUAAUGUUAUAUUUUAAUUUCAGCUUUUAUUUGCUGGCAGUACCAAUGAAGCUUUGUCAGUGCAGUCAUUCUCUGAAGCAGGCUGUCGAAAUACUUUUAAGAAAAGAAGACAUUGGGUUGUUUCAGCAGGUAAAGCAAGACUCUGUACAGGAGCUAUGUAUAAAAAAAUAAUGGAUUAUUGGAAAUAAAAACCUAAGGUGGUGGAUUUGUAACAUGUAGGUAACUUGCAUACCGAGGAACUGUACUUAUGACAACUUUUGCUUCCAUUUAGACGCUACGUUACGCUGCAUUUCAUUUUUAUAUUACAUUUUAAAAGCAAAUAUUGUACCCUGGCAAUUUACGUUAGUCACUUUUGCAGAUUACAUUUUGGUUUAUAUUGAAAAUAUACGGUAAGCCUCCAAAAUAUGAGGCAUUGUCACUUAUUUGUUUGUACUAUUUGAUAUCAUCUCAUAACACAUAUAAUAAAUGUUUAAUGCGUGAAUUUUUACAAUGAAGUGUUGAAACUUUUAUUUAAAGAUCCCCUCCAGGC